AUGCGAUGCGCGAACAAGGCCGCCGAGAGCGCGUCUGCACGUCUCUGUGUGGACGCCGAAGCAGAAACAACAGCAACUGAUGUCUCAUCGGUUGCUGAAGCGACCCAGCCUGUGUCACAUGGUGAUACAGGCGCUGGUCAUGAAGACACUCAUGUCUUCACAGAGUACGAGCUCGGUGUCUCGUACUCUCCUGAUACGGAAGACGGAUCCGUAUCGACGGCGAUCGAAUCCAAGCCGCCUGCCAAGCGUGGCAUGGAUGAUGCUUUGCGUCGUAGCAUCUUUGGUUCAUCUGAUUCAUCAGAUGAACCAUCGCCGAAGCGAAGGCGCGAGACUCGGCGAGGUGCCAGUACUUCUGUCGGCACGUCGCAGGAAGAGCGGGACCGCAAUGUCUUGCGUCUCGCUCCUGAAAAGAAAGCAUGGCUGCCUCCAAAGUCGUUCAUGGAUCGCUUGUCGGCGACGACUAGUGAUCGUUAUCGAACACGGUUGUUCGAUUCGUCAAGGAUCCAUCACCUUGACCCCAGUGCGAAAAACUAUCGCGCUGAACAUGAAUUCUUCAUCGAUGCUUUCUUUAGACAUCGAUGGUACAGUGGGAAUCACGAACGUGAUGGUCCCGCACUGCUUCAAGCGUGGAACGCUUACAUCCAUAACCUUGAGGAUGUAGGUCGUGACGUUUGGAACGACAAACUUAUCAAAGCUCGUGAUAAGUUUGAAAAGCGAACCCCGACAGGUGCACGCUACAAGCUGCAUAGUCUGUCAAGGGAGAAAGGAUAA
Molecule: messenger RNA, 771 nt
Organism: Peronospora matthiolae
Lineage: Eukaryota; Oomycota; Peronosporomycetes; Peronosporales; Peronosporaceae
Source: the annotation of a GenBank genome assembly